This is a messenger RNA of Arxiozyma heterogenica, 693 nucleotides long. It is a transcript of the gene NAS6, whose product is annotated as Nas6p. Lineage: Eukaryota; Fungi; Ascomycota; Saccharomycetes; Saccharomycetales; Saccharomycetaceae. The record is from RefSeq and is a predicted model, not a curated record. Gene Ontology annotation, molecular function: protein binding. The transcript has a single exon. Bases 1 to 693 code for a protein of 230 amino acids.
AUGUCCGAUUUCCCUUUACAUGAAGCUUGUAUGAAUAAUCAGUUAGAUAAAGUAAAACACUUGGUUAGUGAAUCAGAUAGCAUUAGACGAUUGCUUAGACAGAAGGAUAAUGACAACAGAACACCGUUGCAUUGGGCUGUAUCUUUCCAGAAUGAAGAAAUCAUCCAAUACCUUUUAUCACACAUGAAAUCCACAGAUAUUGACGAUUUAACUGAUGAAUCUGGCUGGACCCCGUUUCAUAUUGCUUGUUCUGUAGGCAAUUAUAAUAUCGUCGAAAUGUUGUACAAUAGAGACAUCAAGCCAGAUAUCAACUUACAGACUGGCCAGGGGACUACUCCACUACAUUUAGCCGUCACUAAACAACACUACCUCAUUGUGGAUUUCUUAAUGGAAAAUGGUGCCAAUUUGCAAAUCAAAGACAAUAAAAAACAAAUUCCAUUACACAGAGCUGCAUCUAUUGGAUCUAUGAGAUUAGUAGACCUUCUAUGUACACAGGGGUCUCCUAUAGAUUGGAAAGAUACUAAUGGUUGGACUCCUUUAUUCCAUGCCUUAGCUGAAGGUCACGGUGAUGUAGCUGCUCUUUUAGUGACUAAAUAUCAUGCUUCAAUCGAUCUAGAAGAUAAUUUGGGGAAGAAACCUAUUGAUGUUGUAUUGAAUGAUCAGGUAAAAGAUUAUUUUAUCAAAAAUAUAUGA